CCUUCGCCACUUUUCUAUUUAAGCAGCUCUUUCCUCCCUAUACUUUCGCUCAGCCUUAUGACUUCUUCAAAAAAAACACAUUACUAUCCCCCCUCCCCAAAAAAUGGCACGUAGGCAUAGACGUACGGCGGCGGCGGUAGCUAUAGCAGCAGAAAAGGAGGUGCAUUACCGCGGAGUAAGAAAGAGGCCAUGGGGGAGAUACGCGGCAGAGAUAAGAGAUCCACAUAGGAAAUGCCAAGUAUGGUUAGGCACAUUUGACACAGCAGUGGAGGCAGCGAUGGCGUAUGAUGCAGCAGCCAUAGAGUUUCGAGGUGUUAAGGCGAAGACAAACUUCCCAAUUCCUAUUGAUGUAACUCGAAGUCCCAGUGAGGUGAGUACUGUUGAAUCAUCCACUGCGAUGACCAAGAUGAAGAAGGUGGAGGUUCCUGAGGAACUGGUGAUUGUUGAAUCAUCACCGCUUUCGUUGGAUCUAACCCUUGGCAGGUCCUCGUACUGUCUAGGAAGUAAGUUAUUUUCCUCCCAGGCUCAAAAUCAUCUGAAUGCUCGUGGUGGUGGUAGUGGUCUUGAUCGUGGUGAAAUGUUUCAUACUAACAGAUUCAGAUCCAUAAUCAUGGGUUCCGAUGCAGGAGAUCUCAGCGAGUCAGAUUCUUCAUCAGUGGUUGAUUUUAUAGGUAACAAUACUAAGGACAUUCAGAUCGACCUCAAUUUUCCAUCGGUGCCCAAGAACAAGUGAAAUUGCAGAAGUUGAUGAUCGGAGAAUUUGCAUGGUUUAUUGAAAUGUCUUUUAAUUAAUUAGUUGUAAUCUUGUUUAAUUAGUGUAAUCCUCCUUUUAAUUUUCAGUAAUUAGGAUAGAGUUAAAAAAAAAUGAUAAGAGAAAUAAUAGUAGUACUAGUAUAUAUAUGGGGGGAGAAAUGUUCAUCGUCUUAUGUUAA
Capsicum annuum is the source of this 932-nucleotide messenger RNA. RefSeq names its product ethylene-responsive transcription factor 4-like. The record is from RefSeq and is a predicted model, not a curated record. Gene Ontology annotation, biological process: regulation of DNA-templated transcription. The coding region runs from base 104 to 733 and encodes 209 amino acids. Gene Ontology annotation, molecular function: DNA-binding transcription factor activity; DNA binding. The transcript has a single exon. NCBI's taxonomy places the organism in Eukaryota, Viridiplantae, Streptophyta, Magnoliopsida, Solanales, Solanaceae.